AUGUCAGCUGACCCUAUUAAUGACCAAUCGUCUUUAUGUGUGAGGUGCAAUAAAUCAAUCGCGUCUAGCCAGGUAUACGAAUUAGAAAGCAAAAAAUGGCAUGACCAGUGCUUUACAUGCUACAAAUGUGACAAAAAAUUGAACGCAGAUUCAGACUUUUUGGUUCUGGAUAUAGGUACAUUAAUUUGUUACGACUGCUCAGAUAAAUGUACAAAUUGUGGCGAUAAAAUAGACGACACAGCAAUUAUACUGCCUUCCUCAAAUGAGGCCUAUUGUUCCAAUUGUUUCAGAUGCUGUCGGUGCAGCAACCGUAUAAAGAACUUAAAGUAUGCAAAGACAAAACGAGGACUAUGUUGUAUGGAUUGUCACGAGAAAUUGUUGAGAAAAAAACAACUAUUACUGGAAAAUCAAACAAAAAAUUCAUCGAAAGAAGAUUUUCCCAUAAAACUUCCUGAAAGAUCAGUCAAAAGGCCCUUGUCACCCACCAGAAUAAAUGGUAAGUCAGAUGUCAGUACAAACAACACCGCAAUAAGUAAGAACCUUGUAAGCUCGAAUGAGGAUCAACAGCUCACUCCACAAGUUUUAGUAUCACAAGAAAGAGAUGAAUCAUCGUUGAAUGACAAUAAUGAUAAUGAUAACAGCAAGGACAGGGAGGAAACAUCUUCUCACGCAAGGACGGUUUCUAUUGACGACAUUCUGAACUCUACUUUGGAACACGAUAGUAAUAGCAUUGAAGAGCAGAGUUUGGUGGAUAAUGAGGACUACAUCAACAAAAUGGGUGAAGACGUAACCUAUAGGCUAUUAAAACCACAAAGAGCAAAUCGAGAUUCCAUAGUGGUAAAGGAUCCGAGGAUCCCAAAUUCGAACUCGAACGCGAAUAGAUUCUUUUCAAUUUAUGAUAAAGAAGAGACAGACAAAGAUGAUACAGACAACAAAGAGAAUGAAAUCAUCGUCAACACACCCAGAAAUAGCACUGAUAAAAUUACAAGUCCUUUGAACAGCCCUAUGGCUGUACAAAUGAACGAAGAGGUCGAACCUCCGCAUGGACUGGCAUUAACUUUAUCAGAAGCUACGAAAGAAAAUAACAAAUCAUCUCAAGGUAUUCAAACGUCAACUUCCAAAUCUAUGAAUCAUGUCUCCCCGAUUACAAGAACCGAUACCGUAGAAAUGAAAACAUCAACCUCUUCAUCGACAUUACGUUUGUCUGAUAAUGGAAGUUUCAGCAGGCCUCAAACAGCAGAUAACUUAUUGCCGCAUAAAAAAGUAGCACCCUCUCCAAACAAAAAACUUUCAAGAUCGUUUUCUUUGAAGUCCAAAAAUUUUGUUCACAACCUGAAAAGUAAAACUUCGGAAAUGCUGGACCCAAAGCAUCCCCAUCACAGCACUUCUAUACAGGAAUCAGACACUCAUUCUGGCUGGGGUGUUUCCUCUACUCAUACAAAUAUAAGAAAAUCAAAAGCCAAAAAAAAUCCUGUAUCAAGAGGCCAAAGUGACAGUACAAUAUACAAUACUCUACCACAACAUGGAAAUUUUACAGUACCGGAGUUUAAUCACAAAAAAGCGCAAAGCAGCCUUGGCAGUAUAUCCAAAAAGCAAAAUUCUAAUGAUACAGCCACUAAUAGACGCAUAAAUGGUUCAUUUACAAGUUCAAGCUCGGGGCAUCAUAUAGCAAUGUUCCGUACGCCGCCUUUGGAAUCAGGGCCAUUAUUUAAGAGGCCAUCUCUGUCAUCUGAGUCCGCACACCACAGAUCUUCUAGCUUACAGACGUCUAGAUCCACUAAUGCAUUGUUGGAAGACGAUUCCACGAAAGUGGAUGCUACUGAUGAAAGCGCUACAAGCUUGGAAAAGGACUUUUACUUUACUGAGUUGACUUUAAGGAAGUUAAAAUUAGAUGUGAGGGAACUAGAAGGUACGAAGAAAAAAUUAUUACAAGAUGUUGAAAAUCUAAGAUUAGCGAAAGAGAGGCUGUUAAAUGAUGUUGACAAUUUAACAAGAGAAAAGGAUAAGCAAUCUGCAUCUUCCCGGGAGUCCUUAGAACAAAAAGAAAACAUUGCAACAUCAAUCACUGUAAAGUCACCAAGUUCAAAUUCCGACAGAAAAGGGAGCAUAUCUAAUGCCAGUCCUAAACCACGCUUCUGGAAAAUAUUUUCAAGUGCUAAGGAUCACCAGGUAGGCGAUCUAGAAUCACAGCAACGUUCGCCAAAUUCAUCUUCAGGCGGAACGACAAAUAUAGCACAGAAAGAAAUAUCAUCACCGAAAUUAAUUCGAGUACACGAUGAGCUUCCUUCUCCAGGCAAAGUACCACUGUCGCCAAGUCCAAAGAGAUUAGAUUAUACGCCUGAUGGUUCCCAUUUAUAUGGAUCUUCGCUACAAGCUCGAUGUGCGUAUGAAAAAAGUACUGUUCCAAUAAUUAUCAGGUGCUGCAUUGAUCGCAUUGAAAAAGAUGAUAUAGGCCUGAACAUGGAAGGCUUAUACAGAAAGUCGGGCUCACAGACUUUGGUUGAGGAGAUCGAAAAUGAAUUCGCUCAGAAUAAUUCGUUGCAUAGUGAUACAUUAAGUCCCAAACUGAAUGCUUUACUGAAUCAAGAUAUUCAUGCAGUGGCUAGCGUAUUAAAACGAUAUUUGAGAAAACUACCAGAUCCAGUUUUAUCAUUUUCCAUAUACGAUGCCUUGAUAGAUCUAGUUAGAAAUAACCAACUAAUUGAGAGGCUACCAUUAAACAACGACAAGUUUUUGGAUUCACCACAAAAAGUGACUAUUUAUGAAAUGGUGCUCAAAAGCCUACUUGAAAUUUUCAAAAUUUUACCCGUAGAGCAUCAGGAAGUAUUGAAAGUAUUGGCAGCACAUAUCGGCAAAGUUCGAAGGUGCAGUGAAAGAAAUUUAAUGAACUUACAUAACUUGUCGUUGGUCUUUGCACCGAGUCUUAUCCACGAUUUUGACGGCGAGAAAGAUAUUGUGGACAUGAAGGAGAGGAAUUAUAUCGUGGAAUUUAUACUUGGAAACUAUAGAGACAUAUUUAAGCAAGCAUAA
Molecule: messenger RNA, 3030 nt
Organism: Saccharomyces cerevisiae S288C
Lineage: Eukaryota; Fungi; Ascomycota; Saccharomycetes; Saccharomycetales; Saccharomycetaceae
Gene: RGA2
Product: GTPase-activating protein RGA2
Exons: 1
Coding region: 1-3030 (1009 amino acids)
Biological process (GO): septin ring organization; signal transduction
Cellular component (GO): cellular bud neck split septin rings; cytoskeleton
Molecular function (GO): GTPase activator activity
Source: RefSeq, marked reviewed